GGAUUUUUUUGUAUUAAAGAAGACUUACAAACAUGAGUAAUAUUUAUAUACAAGAGCCACCCACUACGGGUAAAGUUAUAAUGAAAACAACUGUUGGUGAUAUUGAUUUAGAAUUAUGGGCAAAAGAAACUCCAAAAGCAUGUAGAAAUUUCAUACAAUUAUGUAUGGAAGGUUAUUAUGAUGACACUAUAUUUCAUAGAAUUAUUAAAGGAUUCAUAGCACAAGGUGGUGAUCCCACAGGUACAGGAGAAGGUGGUAAAAGCAUAUAUGGAGAACCAUUUAAAGAUGAAUUUCAUACCAGAUUACGUUUUUGUCGACGAGGUUUAAUUGCUAUGGCUAAUGCUGGAAAAGAUGAUAAUGGUUCUCAAUUCUUUUUUACACUUGGUUCUACACCAGAAUUGCAGAAUAAACAUACAAUCUUUGGUAAAGUUACUGGAGAAACUAUAUAUAACAUGCUUAAACUCGAAGAAGCACUUGUAGAUGAGAAUGAUAGACCACUUUACCCUCCAAAAAUUAUGAAAACUGAAAUAUUGAACAAUCCAUUUUCUGAUAUUAUACCAAGAAUAAUAAUACAGGAAAGUGAAGAAAUAAAGGAGAGUUCAAAAACUAAAACAGCAGGAGUAAAAAAUUUCAAUCUUUUAUCAUUUGGUGAAGAAGCAGAGGAAGAUGAAGAAGAAUCUGUGAUAUUAAAUAAAAAGUUUAGAGGUAAAGGCAAAUCAGCUCAUGAUCAUUUAACUGAUCCAAAAUUAAGCUCACAGCCAGCUGUUGAGCCACCUGGACCUCCAAAUAAAAAAAGGAAAGAAGACCGUAGUAGCGAUUGGGAAAGUGACGACGAAGUAAAAACUCAAGAAGAAUUAGAAGUUAUAAAAAAAGAGAAAGAAGCAAUGAAGGAAAGGAUAAAAAAUAAAUUGAGAGAUACAAAAAAAGAACCAAAAAAAGUGGAAAAUUAUAAAAUAGAUGAUGUUGAAGGUGAUAAAGAUGUAAAGGAAAAUGAAUAUUAUCUUGGAAAAGAUAGAGAUGAAGAGCGUAAAAAAAGGGCCGAUGAAAUUAGAAAAGAAAUUCGGGAUUUAAAACGUGACGUUAAAAAUGAAAAAAAAGCAAAAGAAGAAAAUAAAAAAAUUAAACAAGCUCAAGAAGAAAGAAAAGAAAAAAAAACAGAAAUUAUGAAAGAAUACGUUGAGACUCAAGAAAAAUACAAGGUAGCAAAGUUAAAAUUGCCUAAAAAGGGAAAAAGUCGUGAAGACUUUACAAUGGACUUAUUAAAUAAGUUUAAAUCUAAACUUCAAAAUGCUAAAGAAACUGUAGGAGAAAAAUCGCCGAGUCCGACAGAAAAAGAAAGUAGUAAAGAGGAAGAUUUUGACCCAACUGAUGAGUCUUGGAUGGUACACGCAUUACAUUGUGAAGAAAAAGUACCUGUUCUUGCCAAAGAUGCGAGUACAAAAGACGAUGAUUGGUUUGAAAUUUACGAUCCUCGAAAUCCACUCAAUAAACGGCGAAGAGGAGAAAAAUCGUCCAAAUUGAAAGAUGACAAAAAGGACGGUGUUCGUCCAAGAGAUUGGGAGCCUCGUAGGUCUCAGUACAAGGUGCCUCUGAGAUUAUUGCGAUUAUGUUUACUGGGAAUGUUCCUUCCCGCAGUAUUGGUGGCGGGGCCGAUGUACUUACGAUAUCGCGUCUAUUCUGAGCAACUGUACCCUUUAACCGUCUCCGAUCAGAGGCUUAUCGAUGCGAAAGUGUCUACUACGUGGUGUCAGAGUCAAGUGAUCAAAGUUAAUGCCACAUUUAACGCAUAUCUGAUGAAUGAUGAACCAAAAUUGGAAAACGAGGUUUUGCCUGUUUCUAUGACGAGACAUUUGAUUUUAGAAGACGACAUGAAGGAAUAUUGGGGAUUCUAUCUGCUACGUGGAAGCAGCGUUACUGUUGCCACUUGCGUCAGAUGGCCUGGUGCUUCUUUAACCAUGAUUCGUGGUCAUAAGCAUCUUCACGAAUGUGCCUUCAUCGGUGACGAUAGUAGCGAAGAAUUGGAAGAACUUCUGGAAGUUGCCAAAGAGACCGGUUUCCUUACGCCGAAUGGUUCACUCGCGGUAAUAAAUACAAACGAAGGUCCUAGCAAUGAGCCGGAAAAGAUGAAGAGGGUACAGCAAGGAAUACAAUUUCAUCACAAGGAUCACGCUCAUCUCUUGAACAGUUCGAAACAUAUGAUGGAUACAAUGGCGCAUCAUUACAAUAGUCACGAAUUGGAUGCUAAGGCUAUGAAAGUUAUUCUUACAGAACUCUUUGCUAAAACGCUCGAUACGAAAAAAAAGCAGAAGGAAAAUCCUCACCACCAUUACGAAGGUACCUUCGUUGAAAUGGAUAAUAUCGACAAACCACCGACCCAAUAUUCUCCUAGCGAUACGCAGGAAACUAGGAAUGAACAAAUAGAAAAUAAAUUGACUAAAACUUCCAAAGACAUUCUAAGAAAGCUAAAUGUAGUGAAUACUACAAUUGACAUAGCAGAAUUAAUAGAAAAACAUGGGAAACUUGAGCUUAAAAAUGUUCAACACAAUCAAACAAAUGAAGAGAAAACGACUGUUAGGCCCGAGGAGACAACGGAAAGAUCAGAACCUACGUCGGCGGAAGUGUUUCGUGAUGUUUUAGGCAGGAUUAAUUCUUUGGGUUAUCGGGGUAAAAAGAUACUGAAAAAAUUAAUGGACGAGAUCGAAAAGAAAGGUUCCGAAGGGGAAGCUUUACGGCAAGCAGUGGACAAAACUAUGAACGAUCAAACGCUUUCGGAUGUCGAGAAACGUAGAAAACGAAGAGAUUUAAUCUUGUCUUCGUCUCUUCAUAAGGAAUUAACGGAAGAAAGUGAAGACGACGAUGCUGCUGUCGAAGAGGAUAUGUUACAUCCAGAUGGGAUAGCUGAAGAUAGAGGCACUGUGAACGAGACGACAUUGAACGAUAGGAGUAAUUCCGAAUUUUGGAGUUCAUUUAGUAGCUCCGAAGAACGACUUUUGGAUUGUAAGGGACUGAUUCUGAACUUACCUUUAACACCGCAUCGAUAUUGUACGCCGAAACAUGAGAGCGAACAUUCGACCGCCUCGUUUGCUAACACGGUUACGUAUAGGGUACCUAUGAAUGGAUACUAUUUCUUCGUUUUCAAUUCUGAAAACGAGAUACAGCCCAAUUACCUACGAGUACGUUUCGACCUCCUGAAGACCGUCUACAAUAUCUCGAAUCCAGUACAUGCCUGUAAGAACAGCACAGCGGAAUGUUCUUUGCCCUUCAAGAUCUUUAGCAACGAGAGGACAGUCUUGGAGUUGCCAUUGAGUGGCAAUGACUCACAGUGGAACGAAGAAUACGUGGUAGUAUCAACGUGCGAGCCUAGAACAUCUAUUUACUUGUUAUGUAUCAUAUCGGUUCCUUUGCUCAUUCUUGUAUUUGCAUUUCACUGACGAUACGAUGAAUCAAGACAAGGAAAAGACAGUAUUUUAAUCUCUUUAUGGAAACCCUCGUUAAAAAAUGCUCACUUGUAAAUAUUUUUUGAGUCGAAGACGAUCAAUAGCGUGAAGACAAACCAUUGUUACAAUGGUGAUAACACGACAGUAUUCUUUUCUUUUCAUUUACCUAUGUGAUUCUUCUCAUUGGCAGUUAUAAUGUGUGUUAAGUUUGUGAUAGCGAAUCAAAGUCGAAGGGAAGUAUUUAUUGAUAGUUCCAUGGAAAAUUUCUAUAUGAUAGUGCAGCGUAGGGCAUUAAUUAGCGUUAUAAUUUAAUUUAUUGGUAUAUUGCUAUGUUAAAAAUGUAUGUGAUACAAAC
Messenger RNA from Eufriesea mexicana, 3792 nucleotides. RefSeq lists its product as uncharacterized. Lineage: Eukaryota; Metazoa; Arthropoda; Insecta; Hymenoptera; Apidae. The transcript is spliced from 13 exons. The coding region runs from base 33 to 3431 and encodes 1132 amino acids. Gene Ontology annotation, molecular function: peptidyl-prolyl cis-trans isomerase activity. Gene Ontology annotation, biological process: protein peptidyl-prolyl isomerization; protein folding. The record is from RefSeq and is a predicted model, not a curated record.